AUGUCUGACAUCGAAGAACAACAAAUUGUCGAGGAGGUUGCCGUUGAGCAAUCCUCCAUCUCUAUCGAGGACGCCCUUAAGGUUGUCUUGAGAACCUCUUUGGUCCACGAUGGUUUGGCCAGAGGUUUGAGAGAGGCCUCCAAGGCUUUGUCCAGACAAGAGGCCCAAUUGUGUGUCUUGUGUGACUCCGUCACCGAGGCUUCCAUCAUCUCUUUGGUUGAGGCUUUGUGUAACGAGGGUGAGGAGAAGAUUCCUUUGAUCAAGGUUUCUGACGCCAAGGCUUUGGGUGAGUGGGCCGGUUUGUGCCACUUGGACAGAGAAGGUAACGCCAGAAAGGUUGUUGGUGCUUCUUGUGUUGUCGUCAAGAACUGGGGUGCUGACACUCAAGAGAGAAACAUCUUGUUGGAGCACUUCGCCAACGAGUAA
Messenger RNA from Australozyma saopauloensis, 426 nucleotides. RefSeq names its product 40S ribosomal protein eS12 (gene RPS12). Bases 1 to 426 code for a protein of 141 amino acids. Gene Ontology annotation, cellular component: ribosome; cytosolic small ribosomal subunit. Gene Ontology annotation, biological process: translation. NCBI's taxonomy places the organism in Eukaryota, Fungi, Ascomycota, Pichiomycetes, Serinales, Metschnikowiaceae. The record is from RefSeq and is a predicted model, not a curated record. The transcript has a single exon. Gene Ontology annotation, molecular function: structural constituent of ribosome.